Molecule: messenger RNA, 1232 nt
Organism: Helianthus annuus (common sunflower)
Lineage: Eukaryota; Viridiplantae; Streptophyta; Magnoliopsida; Asterales; Asteraceae
Exons: 2
Coding region: 202-732 (176 amino acids)
Source: RefSeq, a predicted model, not a curated record
AAAGAUGACCCAAACAAAGCCCUAGAAUACAAGCAUCAAUAAUUCACCAUUCUCCUUCUUCUUCUCCUCCCUCUCCUUCUAAUCCAUCAUCCUCUCUGUAUUCUGGCUGUCAUUCAACACUCUUCUUCUUCUCCAUCAAAUCCCCCUAUUUCAAUCCACAAACUUCACCCCACAAUUUCAACUAUCACAUCCCCCAAAAAAAUGUUCAAUUUCAUCCCAUGUUUCCUCUGUUUUUCCACCUUAUUCCAAAUCUCAUUCUCUGAACAACAACCACAACCCACCACUAUAUACGAAUUGCUGAGAUCAAAUGGGUUGCCAAUGGGAUUACUACCGAAAGGUGUGACCAAUUUCACCUUUGAUACUUCAGGAAGAUUUGAGGUGCAUUUGGAUCAAGCGUGUAAUGCGAAAUUUGAAGAUGAAUUGCAUUAUGAUCUGAAUGUUUCUGGGAAUUUGACGUAUGGUCAGAUCGGUGGGCUGUCUGGAAUAUCCGCACAGGAUUUGUUUUUGUGGUUUCCGGUUAAGGAAAUUCGGGUCGAUAUACCCAGUUCUGGAUUGAUUUAUUUCGAUGUUGGUGUUGUUUCCAAGCAGUUUUCCUUGUCUUCCUUUGAAACACCCAGAGAAUGUUUGGCUAAUUCCAAUCGGGUUGUUGUUCAAUCUGUCUUUAAGAAUCUAUCAAGAAAGUUUGGAACCCGAAAAAACGAUGAUCAAGAACAUCUGACCACGUUUUUAUAAAUUUGAAGUUAAAGGUGAUCGGAAGCUGCACAAUUUCUCAAUCAAAUUACGGGUAUUCCUUUUCUUGCAUCUACACUUGUUCUUUAGAAAGUCGAAAAUUUGGUGUGCUUCUUUUUCGGUUUUCUUUGUAUAGUGUAGAGGCUGCAAACAUGAUAUAUAAACAGACAUCAUGGUAGCAAGUGACAAAAAACGACCUUGUUGCCAUGACUCACUGAGAUUCAAUCCUGUGUCGCUUAGAUUCGUUAGAAAGAAAGAAAAAAAAAUACAAGGAAUGCAAGUUCUUAUACAAACGACGCCCAAAUCAAAGGUUACAAAUCAGGUGAUUACAUGUGUUUAUUUUUUAUAUUGUUAAAUUCAUUAAGGAUAUGAACAUAAAACAUCUGUUUGUUGCAGAUCAAUUCUCUUUUUGUAGAUAGAUAAUAAAUAAAUUGCAUUCUUAUGUUCUUUACCUUGUCAAUCCUUUUAUUUUUAUAUGAAUGCACGCCCAAUUUAAACGAUCA